UUCCUCUUUUGACGAUGUUACCUGCGCUCUGAAAUAAACGCUUUAGAACAAAUCUACAGUUUCCGUGAUUUUCAGAUCCAAGGUUGGACAGCAUGAUGAUGGUUGGCACUUUGUAUAUCUGUCAAAGAGAAAAAGUCUCUCAUAGAUAGGAGAUCGAAAGAAAUUUGUAGGCCUUAGAGACAGAACAAUAAGCUUACAAUAGACAUAUUAGAGGAAUAUGGGAAAACAUUUAAAGUUUUGAUGCAAACUCAAAAAGUUUACAGAAUUCUGGAAUAACAUCAAGAUUGAGAAGUACUGUACUAUAUCAUGGCACAUUUAAUAUGUAAUUAAAUAUUAAGUUAGUUUUCUUUUCACAGUAGGUUAUCACCAUUCUGGCCUCUUUAUUUUUUGCUGUAAAUUAUGCAUAAAUAAAGGAAGCUCGUGUUUUAAAAUAACGCGAUCAACUUUUCAGAUCUCUCUGGCUGUUUGGCAGGACAGGGGUUAACAGCCAGGCACUGGAUUUCAAGGGAGAGAAUUCUGCCCUUAUUGCUGUCUGUAGGGAGAGGGUGUCUCAGGAGAAGUUUCCCCAUUCACUACGGACCCUGCUAACAAUGAACAGCCUUCCUGCCGCUCUGCCUUAAGUGCUUUUAUAAAUCUGUACCUGGAAUUAAAGCAAGUCCCAAACUUGAUAAUGUAAAACCACCUGGGAGUAUAUACGAAUAACUCUUCUUUGGUGAAAUGUUGCAGAGUAUUCUCAGACAACCUGCCGGUCUUUUUGCUGUCAGAAUCUACUUUUUUGCUUGUCCUUGCUGGAGAACAAGGAACAGCCAACUUCAUAGAAUUCAGAUGUACACUGAAGCCUGAUGGACACUAUCCGCGAGAAGCCUCUUUAGCCCAGCAAUCGGGACACCCCUUUUGGUGGACUAUGCUUCUGUCUCGGAGCCAAGCCUUCUACUGAGAUGGUUCCGCUGAUGGCCAUGACAGAGCUUUUCCUGCUUUUGGGCUGGGUGUGGAGAUCGAAUGGCCUCUGCUCCCCCACCGCUUUUUACAAGAACUGCUGGAUCCGACAGUUCCCGGGCCUGACCAUAGACCUGGAGCCUUCGCAGAAGAGAGGGGCCCACGUCCUGAAGAUAUAUUCACCAGCCUCAGCCCAGCAGUGCAGUCAGACGUGCUGCCUCCUUAAGAAUGUUUCCUGUAACCUGGCAGUUUUCUACUCUGGAACCAAUAAUCGCAGCCUUUCCUGCCUCCAUGCUUAUUGUCCAGCACGGGAGAGCUGCAUAUUGAAGCCAGGGAGCAGUGUUGUAUUGUACAACAUCACACCCGGAAUCGAUCCAGAUCUUCUGGUAUUUGAGAAGCUGUCUUUUAAAGAGCCAAAUACCAGAUCUUUUAAUAAAUGGGAGAGGCACAGCAACGCAAGAGCUGUAGAUUCGGAAAAAUGCCAGGAGGCAUCCAUGAGUCCAGGGUGUCUUCCAACCACAGCCACCUCUUCCACCAUGCUCCAAGACCUGGUAGCCAGCAACACCAGCCGUAAUCCUGAAAACCACUCGAUCCACAAGGUUUUCUCCGCCACACAAUUCAGAUCUACAACUACACUACCCAAAGAGCAUUUCACUGAAGUGAUGGAGACUGUUUCAGCAAUGGAGGGCUCCACAGCUAAUUCAGACAAUGCAUCCUUGCUUCCUACUCCUACACUCACAUCUGUUAAAAUGUUAUCUUAUAUGCCCAGUCCUGCCCAUCUGAACAGCAGCAAACACUUAAAUGAAACCAAGGGCUACAGCGGGAGGAAUUACACUUCGGACAAUGAAAGCCAACGACCAGUCUGGGAAGGAGUAGAAAGGGGUAGCUGGUUGCUUCCCAUAGUGCUUUGCUCUUCCCUGGUUUUGAUCUGCUGUUGCAGUAUUCUUCUCGCAGUGGGAUGCCGCCGAAAGAGGAGGGGUCGCUACAAACCAAGGCGCAGGGUCGUGGCAGGACCGAGACAGUUCAUAAGAUACACAAUGGUUAACGAUAGCUUAUAAGGGGAAACACUCCAAAUACAAUGUAGGGGUGAAUAGCUCAUGUUCCUGAUGGGUAGAUGGAGCGGAGCUGUUUGUGUUUUUUAAAAAUUAAACAAUUUACUGUAUUUUGAAGUGUUUGUGUUUCGGAAUACUUCCGCAAAUAAGAUUAGAGAGUGACACAGCCCAUUUUCAAAUUGCACUUUCUCCAAUUUGCAA
Sphaerodactylus townsendi is the source of this 2189-nucleotide messenger RNA. It is a transcript of the gene MANSC4, whose product is annotated as MANSC domain containing 4. NCBI's taxonomy places the organism in Eukaryota, Metazoa, Chordata, Lepidosauria, Squamata, Sphaerodactylidae. The coding region runs from base 939 to 1994 and encodes 351 amino acids. The record is from RefSeq and is a predicted model, not a curated record. The transcript is spliced from 4 exons.